AUGGGCAAAGGCACUGGGGAAGAUUCCCUGGAACAACCGAUGGCGGCACCUGAAGACUCUGGGGUCAGGGUCUUCACGUAUAUCCGGGAGUUCACGGCUGGAGCGGCUACGCUGCUGCAGGAGAUACCGGCAGUGGGUAUCGCCUGCAAGACGUAUCUGGCCUUCGAGGACCUAGUGCAAACGGCGACCUCUAACAAGCUCGAAUUGGCUGUGCUCGGAGAGUUAGUCGAUUUGAUUUUGCAACGGUACGUGAAACGAUGGGCGGAAAGGGAGCACCAAGGUCGUCUGCGCGAAGAAGUAAUUUCGCUUGAAAAACAUCUCAAGAGCGCUGAGGGCGUCGCCGGUCUGUGCAACGGGAGGGGGCUGAAACGGCUCAAGCAGCUCGCCCUUUGCCGGAGGAUAUGCAACGAAAUUGAAUCGGUCAGGAAGAAGGUCCUGCAUUUCUGCACGAUAAACAACCUCGUUCUCACGAGUGAGCUCCAUAGGAACACCGAAACGAAAGCGGAAGACAACUGA
Molecule: messenger RNA, 516 nt
Organism: Ectocarpus siliculosus
Lineage: Eukaryota; Phaeophyceae; Ectocarpales; Ectocarpaceae
Source: the annotation of a GenBank genome assembly